UAAUAUAUUAAUUUUUAAUACUAAUUCUAUAAUAAUAGUGGGAAACCCGCUUGGCUAGUGUUUCAAUUUUCAAAGAGAGCUAGGGAGAUCGAAGUUGCUCGCUCGUCUUCUCCAUCGAAAUCGCUUUAGUCGGUUGCUUGAUUUUUCUUUUUUGCUCUAAAAAACAUGCUUCCUCUUUCUUUACUCAAGACUGCUCAAGGCCACCCAAUGUUGGUGGAAUUGAAAAACGGAGAGACUUACAAUGGGCAUUUGGUCAAUUGUGAUACUUGGAUGAACAUCCAUCUCCGUGAAGUUAUCUGUACCUCUAAGGAUGGAGAUAGGUUUUGGCGGAUGCCUGAAUGCUACAUUCGUGGGAAUACUAUUAAGUAUCUUCGAGUUCCUGAUGAGGUAAUUGAUAAAGUUCAGGAAGAAAUCAAGAGUCGCUCAGAUCGGAAGCCACCUGGAGUAGGGCGUGGAAGAGGAAGAGGUAGAGAAGAUGGUCCUGGUGGAAGGCCAGCAAAAGGGAUUGGGCGUGGCCUUGAAGAUGUAGCUGCUAAGGGCAUGGGUGGAGGUCGUGGCAGAGGUGGUCCAGGCGGAAAGAUUGGUGGGAGCAGAGGUGCAGGCCGAGGCCGGGGCUAAAGCAGGCGAUGGGUGCCCAUCUGCUGGGGCAAGUUUGCUGCUUUUAGGCCCGAUUUCUCUCUAUAGCAUAAUUCUGUUUAAUGGUUGAUUUCCAGAACUAAUAUAGGUAUAGGAAGCAUUACAUAGAAACAGAAUUGAAGAACUUGUAUUCUGAUUUGCCUUGCGUUACUGGUUUGGUCAUUCACUAGUUAAUUCUCUGGUUUAUCUUUU
Messenger RNA from Populus trichocarpa (black cottonwood), 828 nucleotides. Its product is annotated as probable U6 snRNA-associated Sm-like protein LSm4. The coding region runs from base 166 to 618 and encodes 150 amino acids. The record is from RefSeq and is a predicted model, not a curated record. Gene Ontology annotation, cellular component: spliceosomal tri-snRNP complex; U6 snRNP; P-body. Lineage: Eukaryota; Viridiplantae; Streptophyta; Magnoliopsida; Malpighiales; Salicaceae. The transcript has 8 exons. Gene Ontology annotation, biological process: mRNA splicing, via spliceosome; P-body assembly; spliceosomal snRNP assembly. Gene Ontology annotation, molecular function: U6 snRNA binding.